GCUUCUAACCAUGGACAGCGCGCAUCGAUAUUUUUGGUGACACUGAUCUCGGACGAAGCGAGCGGGGAAAAAAAAUAAUUUCACGGGAGAAAAAAUCUAUUCUGUUGUUUGUUUGGAAGAUGGAAAUAUCAGGAAACAAUCAGAGAGGACCUGCCGGUUCCGUCGGCUCAGAAAACUCAGUGUGAAAAGGCGUCAGACAGGUCAGCUCAGCCAGACACCACAACAUGGCAGAAAACUCCUUUUCAACCAGGCAGCGGUUGUCCACCAACACACACGAUGACGAGCUCGCGGUCAUUGAAAAUGGGGACAGCAGAGCUCACUCUCUUCGUGAAGACAACUCUGAAACAGCGCUAUCUUCACAGUCCCACAGGGACUCAUUUACAGGUGCUGGGGCAAUGGCCAGGCUUUCUUACUUCUUCUUCAUGCUGCGAAACUGGGCGUCUCACAGAAUGAAGCCCGAGACACAGAGGCACGACUCUUUCCUGGAGCGCUUCAGAGGCCCCGAGCUCAAAGACAUCCACAGUCGAGAGAGCAAUGCCCAGUCUGUGGGUCACAACGACACGCUCUGCAAGAGAAACAAAAAAGAGGACAAAAAAGACGAGAUUAAAAAAGAGGAGAAAAAGGAAGAGGAGAAAAAAGACGAGAAAAAAGACGAGGAAAAGAAGGACGAGAAGAAGGACGAGAAGAAAGAUGAGAAGAAAGAUGAUAAGAAAGAUGAGAAAAAGAAAGAGGAGCCCCCGAAAGAAAUCUGGAUUAUGGAUCCAGCUGCAGACCAAUACUACAAAUGGCUGACCGUCAUCGCAGGCCCAGUAUUUUAUAACCUGAUCAUGAUCGUAACAAGAGCCUGUUUUAAUGAACUCCAGAACUCGUAUACACACCUCUGGAUAUUCCUGGACUACGCCUCGGACAUCAUCUACUACGGUGACACGUUCGUCAGAGCAAGAACAGGUUACUUGGAGCAAGGCCUGCUGGUGAAAGACUCCAAGAAACUGAGAGAUAAUUACAGAACAACAUCUCAGUUCAAGUACGAUGUCAUUUCAAUGAUACCCACCGAUCUGCUGUUUCUGAAAUUCGGAUUCAACAACCCGGAGUUCAGAUUCAACCGUCUUUGCAAAAUGCCGAGGCUUUUUGAGUUCUUUGAGCGGACUGAAACCAGAACCAGCUUCCCGAACAUGUUCCGAAUCAGCAAUCUCGUACUUUAUAUCCUCAUUAUUAUCCACUGGAAUGCUUGUGUAUUCUUUGCCAUUUCGAAAACCAUUGGUUUUGGAACCGACACUUGGGUGUAUCCCAAUAUCAGCCACCCAGAGCACGGCCGCUUGGCCAGAAAGUACAUCUACUCCCUGUACUGGUCCACACUGACCCUCACCACCAUCGGAGAGACCCCUCCGCCAGUCAAGGAUAUUGAAUACCUCUUCGUCAUUGCCGACUUCCUCACCGGUGUCCUGAUCUUUGCUAGUAUCGUCGGUAACGUUGGUGCCAUGAUCUCCAACAUGAACGCCUCUCGUGCAGAGUUCCAGGCAAAGAUUGACUCUAUAAAGCAGUACAUGCAGUUUCGAAAGGUCACCAAAGACCUGGAGGCCAGGGUCAUCAAGUGGUUCGACUACCUCUGGACGGAGAAAAAGACCUGUGAUGAGAAGGAAGUGUUGAAGAACCUCCCCGACAAGCUCAAGGCUGAGAUUGCCAUCAACGUCCAUUUGGAUACGCUGAAAAAAGUGCGUAUUUUCCAGGAUUGUGAAGCCGGUCUCCUGAUUGAAUUGGUGCUUAAGCUGCAGCCACAGGUGUUCAGCCCUGGAGAUUACAUCUGUAAGAAGGGGGAUAUUGGCAGGGAGAUGUACAUCAUCAAGGAAGGGAAGCUAGCGGUGGUGGCAGAUGAUGGCGUCACUCAGUUUGUGGUGCUCAGUGACGGCGCGUACUUUGGGGAAAUUAGUAUCUUGGGAAUCAAAGGCAGUAAGGCAGGCAACAGGAGAACGGCCAACAUUAGAAGUGUAGGUUAUUCCGAUCUCUUUGCCCUAUCCAAAGACGACUUGAUGGAAGCGCUCACUGAGUAUCCGGACGCCAAGAAAGCGCUGGAGGAGAAGGGGAAAGCCAUUCUGAUGAAAGACAACCUGAUUGACGAGGCGAUCGCCAACGCUGGCGCCGACCCCAAAGACCUUGAGGAAAAGAUCACCAAACUGCAGGACAACCUGGAAGUAACACAGACCAAGUUUGCCCAGCUGAUGGCACAGUUCACCUCCAGCCAGACGAGGUUGAAGCAGAGGAUCACCGACAUGGAGUCCAAAGUGAAAUCCGUACGACCAGAGGACUUGACUGAAGUGAUGGCUGACAAAGACAAAAAAGUCCAGUAACGUGAGAGACGCCCGAGGACUUGACUGUAAAUGAAGGGAUUUUUCAUUUAGAACAGUACAGUGACACUUUUUAAAGGCCCAUGUUUAUAUCUAUUUAUACAUCCUGUUUAUUAUCUUCCUUGUGUCAAAUUGUGUACAGUGUAUGCAGCAAAUAUAUAUAUAUUUGUGUGCAUGCUAUCCUCGACAGCUAAUUUCAUGUUGUCAUGAAACUUGAGUAUGUUGAUCACUCGUGUCUGCGUAUAAUAAGGAAUUUCUUCUUUUAUGAAUCAAACUCUUAUUGCAAUACUGCAACGGAAAUAUCCAUUUGAUUGACUGUAUAUGAAUGUACAAAAUAAACCCAAAUGCCAGUUAUGUUUAUAAGUUAUUGUCAACAUACACUAUCGGUUGUAAGUCUGCAAUGUUAAAUGUGAAUAAACAUUAAA
Molecule: messenger RNA, 2767 nt
Organism: Seriola aureovittata
Lineage: Eukaryota; Metazoa; Chordata; Actinopteri; Carangiformes; Carangidae
Gene: cnga3a
Product: cyclic nucleotide gated channel subunit alpha 3a
Exons: 8
Coding region: 225-2345 (706 amino acids)
Biological process (GO): monoatomic cation transmembrane transport
Cellular component (GO): intracellular cyclic nucleotide activated cation channel complex; plasma membrane
Molecular function (GO): cGMP binding; protein-containing complex binding; intracellularly cGMP-activated cation channel activity
Source: RefSeq, a predicted model, not a curated record